This is a messenger RNA of Vespa velutina, 3009 nucleotides long. Its product is annotated as chemotaxis regulatory protein ChePep-like. The transcript is spliced from 12 exons. Bases 322 to 2691 code for a protein of 789 amino acids. NCBI's taxonomy places the organism in Eukaryota, Metazoa, Arthropoda, Insecta, Hymenoptera, Vespidae. The record is from RefSeq and is a predicted model, not a curated record.
GAGGAGGUAGAUGAGGAGGAGGUAGAUGAGGAGGAGGAAGAUGAGGAGGAGGAAGAUGAAGAGGAAGAGGAGGAGGAGGUAAGAAAAGCCGAUCACAGCUUCACACAGAAGGGUCCGCCGAAUCAGAAUCGUAAGAACCUCCAUCGCGAACGCAGAGUCUCUUUUAGUCGAUUCGUACGACAAGACAAACUCAAUUCGUUCGUAAACGAUAAAAACACAUCGACCGAUCGAAAUUAAUUAUUUCUAUCGAGAUAAUAAUAUCUUAAUUGAUAUUAACGAAAUAUAUUGAAAGAAAGAACGAAAAAAAGAAGAGGAGGCAAAAUGGUUUACGAGAGCGACUUUUACACGACCCGACGACCCUACUCAAGGCCCCUUGCAUCGUCCUACAGCAUCACGACCACCCCUGUUGUCCUACCACUCUCCGCUGUCAUUCAGUUGAGGGGUUAUCUUCCUCGAAUGCCCUACAUUGCGCACAAGAGGCUCGUCACCGUAAUCCAUUCACCGGUCCAUAAUGUUUACUACUCUGGCUCGAUGAUACCGAUAAGAAUACAUUCUCGCGUACGUCCAAGUGUGAUAGCUGCCGAACUCAAGAGGAUACGGGAUCUACCAAGGCCAUCUACCGAAUCUUACACCGAACACUAUUUAAAUUCCAAGGAUCACAUCUACUUCGACGACGAGGCCAAAGAAAUACGUGCAAGGGUGGAUUCUCUUUUACGACGAGUUCACGUCUACAUACCACGAGCAUGUCCCAGCGACUUUGCCGAAGAAAUAAUACCGGAGCGUAUGCGCAGUGGUGAUUAUAUUCGCCGAUUGAUAUCUGGUAAGAACAAUACUAAGAAGGAUGCGGAAGCUGUUUCAUGGUACGACGUACCGGAAAGAGGACAUUUUGGAAAUUUGGCAUGCGUCAAGUACGUCGCUGGAAAGCCCCAAUCCAUCAGGAGACCCUACUACAAAGUAGCUGAUCUUCGUCCAUCCGACAUCAAGAAUGACGUUAAGUUUUUGAGCUACUACCAAAAAAAUCGGCAGGCUGCUGCCAACGCUUCACCGGAUCAACCGAUGACUGAGAGAGAACUCAGAAAGGCCCGUGCCCUAGAAACCGAAUGGAGCGAAUCGAUUGUGAAAAGAGAAGUGAAACCAAUACUGGAAGAGAAGACAAAUGUGGCAGAAGAGAAGACGAAUUUACCCGAAGAAAAGAUAAUCGUAAAGGAAGAGAAGAAAACUAUAUCAGAAGAGACGAAGACUGUGGCAGAGAAGAAAGAAACUUUGAUAGAAGAGGAGAAACCUCUAGCGGAAGAGAAAGAAACUGUUAUAGAAGAUAAGAAAGUUUUAAUGGAAGAACCGAUACAGGAGGAUGUUAAACCAAAAGCUAAACUGGCUAAGGAAUCUAAGAUUAAAAAAUCAAAGCAAGCGGAAAUUGAGAAGAAGAUUGAAACAAAAGUGGAAAUGUCCAAUUUAAAGGAAAUAUGUCCAGUGAAGGAAACUUCGAAGGAGCCUGAAUUAUUAGCAGAAUCUGUUAAGGAAAAGGAAGAAAAGGUAGAGAAGGUAAUAGCUCUUACGGAAUCUUUGGUAUCUGAUCAAAAGCAACUAGAAAUCGUAGAGGAAUCUUCUAAAGAGGAAUCUCCGAAAGAGGAAUCUCCGAAAGAGGAACCUCCGAAAGAGGAACCUCCGAAAGAGGAACCAACGAAAGAGGAACCAACGAAAGAUAUGCCAAUUGAGAUAGAAGUUGCAAACGUCCAACAAUCAGAAAAUCUUCUUGAAGAAAAAGUGGAAGAGCAAGUAACGGUGGAACCGAAAGUAGAGUCAACGGUAGAAUCAAAAAUAGAAUCAACGGUAGAAACUGCUGCAGUAGAUAUAGCAGAGAUCGUAGAAGAAUCGAAAUCGAUAGUUGCGCAAGAAAUAGAAACAAAACCAAUUGAAGAAUCAGAGAUCAUCGAAGCUACUUCUGCAACAGAGAGUAACGAACUUGUAAGUGAAAUGGAUCAACCAGAGGGUGAAACGGAAGAGGUGAAGCAAGAUAAACAAGAUGCGGCAAAAAGAGCUCAAGAAUAUUUGCUUAAAGUUGAAGAAGAAUCCAGAACCGAAGAGGAGAAGAAAGAGGCUAUGGAGGUACAAAUAACGAAGUACGAGAUGGAGGAGGAAAAGGCAUGGGAGGCUUUGCAGAUUGAUUUGAAUCGAAAAGCACAUCUUAAUGAGAUCCUUGAGGUAGAGAAGGCAGAAGCCGAAAGGAAAAUUGAGGAAGAAAAAUUAGAAAAGGAACGUACUGAGAUCCUUCGUUUGGAAGAAGCUGAAAGACAAAUCAAUGCUGAAAAGCUUCGUGCUCUAAUGGAGGAACACGAGAGGAUGCUUAUCGAGGAACGCGCGGAGGAGGUUCGUCAGAGGCAGGAAAGAGAAGAACGAUUGGCUGAAGUGUCCCUCGGCAUUAAUGAUAAUAAAAAGGAUGCCGAUCAUUCACGCGAGGAUCAACUUUUUUCCGAGAUAACCGAUCAAGAGAUGGAGGAGAAAGCGUUUGAGCUUCCGCCGACGGAUGAGGAUACGAAGAUCGAAGAAGAAGAUAACGUAGUAGAAUACGAGGUCGAAGAUAUUUCCAUGGAUCCUUUCGUUGAGGAACCAGACGGACAAUCUCAACCUGUAAUCAGCGGUGGUACUGCCAUCGUCGAGGAAAACUUCGAAUGGCCUGACGAAGAAGCUUAAUUUCUCUUUCUUUUAUUUUCUCUCUCUCUCUCUCUCUCUCUCUCUCUCUCUCUCUCUCUCUCUCUCUCUCUCUUUCCCUAUCUUUUAUCGCGAAUAACAGCUUAUACGCCGGAUCAUGUUCCUUUAUUACUAUAAUAUUCACUUUUUAUUUUGCGCUACGAUUAACAUACUUUAUCUCAGCAUAUAUCAUUUCAUUCUUUCUGACAUAAUUAAUAAAACAUUGCGAUACGAUUUUGAUCGAUCUAAAUGUAUUAAGUAAUCGAACAUAUCAUAUGUAUAUAUAUAUAUAUAUAUUCGAUAUAGUCUGAUAAAUCAUUU